CUCCCCUCCCCCGCCCCUCUCUCCCCACCCCAGCGGGAUCGUUGAUUCAUCCGCUUCGUUAUCGUUAUUUUUUUGGGGGGAGGUGCGUGUGAGGGGGGGGGAGGCGUCAUUGGAAGAGUAAAACGUUAUUGAGCUCUUUUUUUUUUGCCCUUUUUCCCCCUCUCAUUUUUUAAUUUCCUUUUUUUUUUAAGGUGGGCAAACUGUGAAACCCACCUAAGUCUCCACUCCUUCCCCCUUCCCCACCUUCCCUCAUCCCUUCCCAGCCCCCCCCCACAAGGAAGGACGAGGCAGUUGGUUCAAUCUCUGGUAAUCUAUGCCAGCAAUUAUGACAAUGUUAGCAGACCAUGCAGCUCGUCAGCUGCUGGAUUUCAGCCAAAAACUGGAUAUCAAUCUUUUAGACAGUGUCGUGAAUUGCUUAUACCAUGGAGAAGGAGCCCAGCAAAGAAUGGCUCAGGAAGUCUUGACACACUUAAAGGAACAUCCUGAUGCAUGGACAAGAGUUGAUACAAUUUUGGAAUUUUCACAGAAUAUGAACACGAAAUAUUAUGGACUACAAAUUUUGGAAAAUGUGAUAAAGACAAGAUGGAAAAUUCUUCCAAGGAACCAAUGUGAAGGAAUCAAAAAAUACGUUGUUGGCCUUAUCAUAAAAACUUCAUCUGACCCAACAUGUGUAGAGAAAGAAAAGGUAUAUAUUGGAAAAUUGAAUAUGAUUCUCGUUCAGAUCUUAAAACAAGAAUGGCCAAAACACUGGCCAACCUUCAUCAGUGACAUUGUAGGAGCAAGUAGGACCAGUGAAAGUCUCUGCCAGAAUAAUAUGGUGAUCCUUAAACUAUUGAGUGAGGAAGUAUUUGAUUUCUCCAGUGGACAGAUAACUCAAGUGAAGGCAAAGCAUUUGAAAGACAGCAUGUGCAAUGAAUUCUCACAGAUAUUUCAGCUGUGUCAGUUUGUGAUGGAAAAUUCCCAAAAUGCCCCACUUGUACAUGCCACUUUGGAAACAUUGCUAAGAUUUCUUAACUGGAUUCCACUGGGAUAUAUAUUCGAAACGAAGUUAAUCAGCACAUUAAUAUAUAAGUUUCUAAAUGUUCCUAUGUUUCGAAAUGUCUCUCUGAAGUGCCUCACUGAGAUUGCUGGUGUGAGUGUAAGCCAAUAUGAGGAACAAUUUGUAACGUUAUUCACACUGACAAUGAUGCAACUUAAACAGAUGUUACCUUUAAAUACCAAUAUUCGACUUGCUUACUCCAAUGGUAAAGAUGAUGAACAAAAUUUCAUCCAGAAUCUCAGUUUGUUUCUCUGUACCUUUCUUAAAGAACACGGUCAACUUAUAGAAAAGCGAUUAAAUCUCAGGGAAACAUUGAUGGAGGCUCUUCAUUAUAUGUUGUUAGUAUCUGAAGUAGAAGAAACUGAAAUCUUUAAGAUUUGUCUUGAGUAUUGGAACCAUCUGGCUGCUGAACUCUACAGAGAAAGUCCAUUUUCUACAUCUGCCUCUCCGAUGCUCUCUGGAAGUCAACAUUUUGAUGUUCCUCCCAGGAGACAACUUUACCUACCUGUAUUAUCCAAGGUCCGUUUAUUGAUGGUGAGUCGAAUGGCUAAGCCUGAAGAAGUUCUGGUUGUAGAAAAUGAUCAGGGAGAAGUUGUUCGAGAAUUUAUGAAGGACACAGACUCCAUUAAUUUAUAUAAGAAUAUGAGGGAAACAUUAGUAUAUCUUACACAUCUGGAUUAUGCAGACACUGAAAGAAUAAUGACUGAAAAACUUCACAAUCAGGUGAAUGGAACAGAAUGGUCUUGGAAAAAUUUGAACACUUUAUGUUGGGCAAUAGGCUCAAUUAGUGGAGCGAUGCAUGAAGAGGAUGAAAAAAGGUUUCUUGUUACAGUCAUAAAGGAUCUUUUAGGAUUAUGUGAACAGAAAAGAGGCAAAGAUAAUAAAGCUAUUAUUGCAUCAAAUAUCAUGUACAUAGUAGGUCAAUAUCCAAGGUUUUUGAGAGCUCAUUGGAAAUUUUUGAAGACCGUGGUCAACAAGUUAUUUGAAUUCAUGCAUGAAACUCACGAUGGUGUCCAGGAUAUGGCCUGUGAUACCUUCAUAAAAAUAGCACAAAAAUGCCGCAGGCAUUUUGUUCAGGUUCAGGUUGGAGAAGUAAUGCCAUUCAUUGAUGAAAUUUUGAACAACAUUAACACUAUCAUUUGUGAUCUUCAGCCUCAGCAGGUUCACACGUUUUAUGAAGCUGUUGGAUACAUGAUUGGUGCACAAACUGAUCAAACAGUGCAAGAACAUUUGAUAGAAAAAUAUAUGCUACUUCCUAAUCAGGUGUGGGACAGCAUAAUUCAGCAAGCCACAAAAAAUGUGGAUAUACUUAAGGAUCCUGAAACAGUUAAGCAGCUUGGAAGUAUUUUGAAAACAAAUGUAAGAGCAUGUAAAGCUGUUGGCCACCCCUUUGUAAUUCAACUUGGACGGAUUUAUUUAGAUAUGCUUAAUGUGUACAAGUGCCUCAGUGAAAAUAUUUCUGCAGCUAUCCAGGCCAAUGGUGAAAUGGUUACAAAACAACCCUUGAUUAGAAGUAUGCGAACAGUAAAAAGGGAAACUUUAAAAUUAAUAUCUGGUUGGGUGAGCCGGUCUAAUGAUCCACAGAUGGUAGCAGAAAAUUUUGUUCCUCCUUUGUUAGAUGCAGUUCUGAUUGAUUAUCAGAGAAAUGUUCCAGCUGCUAGAGAACCAGAAGUACUUAGUACUAUGGCUAUCAUUGUCAACAAAUUAGGGGGACACAUAACAACUGAAAUACCUCAGAUAUUUGAUGCUGUUUUCGAAUGCACAUUAAAUAUGAUAAAUAAGGACUUUGAAGAAUAUCCUGAACACAGAACAAACUUUUUCUUACUACUUCAGGCUGUAAAUUCUCAUUGUUUCCCAGCAUUCCUGGCCAUUCCACCUGCACAAUUUAAGUUAGUUUUGGAUUCCAUUAUCUGGGCUUUCAAGCAUACUAUGAGGAAUGUUGCAGAUACAGGCCUACAGAUACUUUUUACACUCUUGCAAAAUGUUGCACAAGAAGAAACUGCUGCUCAGAGUUUCUAUCAGACCUAUUUCUGUGAUAUCCUUCAGCAUAUCUUUUCAGUUGUAACAGACACCUCACAUACUGCUGGCUUAACGAUGCAUGCUUCAAUUCUUGCAUACAUGUUUAAUUUAGUAGAAGAAGGAAAAAUAAGUACACCAUUAAAUCCCGGAAAUCCAGUUAACAACCAAAUGUUUAUUCAGGAGUAUGUGGCUAAUCUUCUCAAAUCUGCUUUCCCUCACUUGCAGGAUGCCCAAGUUAAACUGUUUGUAACAGGACUCUUCAGUUUAAAUCAAGAUAUCCCUGCCUUCAAAGAACACCUUAGGGAUUUCCUGGUACAGAUAAAGGAAUUUGCAGGUGAAGAUACAUCUGACCUGUUUUUAGAAGAAAGAGAAACAGCCCUUCGACAGGCUCAGGAAGAGAAACAUAAACUUCAGAUGUCUGUCCCUGGCAUCCUUAAUCCACAUGAAAUUCCUGAAGAAAUGUGCGAUUAAAAAUCAAAACAAGUUAUGCUGUCUUUUUUCUGUACAGCUGCUUCGUUGUGGUAGAAGAAAACAGCAUUUGGAUAUUUGUUGACCAAAAUGAUGCCAAUUUGUAAAUUAAAAUGUCACCUAGUG
Messenger RNA from Gracilinanus agilis (Agile Gracile Mouse Opossum), 3652 nucleotides. RefSeq names its product exportin 1 (gene XPO1). The transcript has 25 exons. Gene Ontology annotation, biological process: ribosomal small subunit export from nucleus; ribosomal large subunit export from nucleus; protein export from nucleus. Gene Ontology annotation, molecular function: nuclear export signal receptor activity; small GTPase binding. Gene Ontology annotation, cellular component: cytoplasm; nucleus. NCBI's taxonomy places the organism in Eukaryota, Metazoa, Chordata, Mammalia, Didelphimorphia, Didelphidae. The record is from RefSeq and is a predicted model, not a curated record. The coding region runs from base 314 to 3529 and encodes 1071 amino acids.